Messenger RNA from Danio rerio (zebrafish), 770 nucleotides. It is a transcript of the gene dharma, whose product is annotated as dharma. The record is from RefSeq and is marked provisional. Gene Ontology annotation, biological process: regulation of DNA-templated transcription; regulation of transcription by RNA polymerase II. Gene Ontology annotation, molecular function: DNA-binding transcription factor activity, RNA polymerase II-specific; DNA binding. Gene Ontology annotation, cellular component: nucleus. NCBI's taxonomy places the organism in Eukaryota, Metazoa, Chordata, Actinopteri, Cypriniformes, Danionidae.
UUUAGAGACAGAGCAAGAGGAGAGAGUACUACAUACUCACGCAGCUUUUGGGCACCCCUACACUUGAACAUGGCAACUCAGAAGUUUUCAAACUUCUCCAUUGAUUACAUCUUAGGAGACACCAGCAGGCAAACAGCAGAAUCCCCUGGAGUGGAUCAUCCAGCAUCUUCUCAAGAUUUCCAGGGGCACUUGAGAAAGCUGGACCAGCUCUACCAAGAAGGAUGUAGAGGUCACUGUGAUCGUGCAGCACUGAUGGUGAACUUUCCUUGUCCAUCAUGGCCAGGGAUGUACUGCUGCUGCGUUCCAGUCUCCUACUACCAGUCGACUUACUAUGCAGGGCAACCGUGGCCUUAUGCCGUAGCCGGUUGUGAAACAGCUGAGAAUCACUACCACACAAUCGCUCAGCGACCGCGCGGUCGAAUCCGAACGGUUUUUACCGACAACCAGACGGAGCAGCUCGAGCGACUCUUCGCGGUUACCGACUACCCGACCGUCGAGACCCGGGCAGAGUUAGCCCAAAACACGGGCCUCAGCGAGGAGACUGUGCGGGUGUGGUUCAAGAAUCGACGUGCACGCAGAAAGAGACAGACAACCUGCCCUGACAAACACGCUAAUCGAGCUCUGGAGGAUCAUCAGGAAUCAGAUUAGCCUAAUUUAUGACAGAAUAAUGCCAACAUUUUGUUGGAAUGUCUUUUUAAAAAUAUACACAUUUGUUCUACAGUUUAACUUAUGUACAUUUUAUAUGAAUAAACAUGAUUUUCUCAAAUUAA